CGGCGCCGCCACCAGCUGACUCAGAAGGGGACAGAGCCGGAGCCCGAUCGGAGCCGCCUGGUGCGCCCAGCCCUGCAGCGCCGAGCCCAGCCCAGCCGCGGAGCCCCCGCCCGGUACGGUACCCGCCGCCUGUCGCUUUCCACGGGGCUAGAGAGCAGGGAGCCGGGCCGAUCGCCCCGCUGCGCUCGGGGAGAAGAGCCCGGCCGGGGACCCCCCCGCUACGCAGCCAGGAGGAAGAGGAGCGGGGGCGAGGAAGCGGGAGCGUUUCUGGAAGUGAAACCGAGCCGUGGACUGGUCUCAGGGGCGCCCUGGGAGGGGAGCGCGUUGGAUCUGCCUUAACCACCCCCCGCCCCGCCCAUUGAAACCAACUUUCCUGCCUGUGGGAUCUGCAGCCCCCCUCCCUGGUGCCCCCUUUCUCUGUCUAGGCCGGGGCGCCGUGUGCUGAUCUGGGGUCGCUUGGCUGAUGUGUACCAAAAUGGAACAGCCGUUCUAUCAUGACGACUCCUUUCUUUCCGGCUACGGGCGUGCAGAGCUGAGCGGGCCCCCGGACUACAAGGCGCUGAAGCAGAACAUGGCUGUCAACCUCUCAGAGCCCUACCGGGGCCUCAAGGCACAGCUGCACCUCCGGGGCCAGGCAGCCGAGGAAGGAGGCGCCUUCUACACCCCCGCCGGCCUUCCCGAGGCGGGGGCCAACUCUUCCCUCAAGCUGGCCUCGCCCGAGCUGGAGCGGCUCAUCAUCCAGAACAGCAAUGGGGUGAUCACCACCACGCCCACCCCGGGCCCCUAUUUCUACCCCCGGGGGGCCACUGAGGAGCAGGAGGGCUUUGCUGAUGGCUUUGUGAAGGCCCUGGACGACUUGCACAAAAUGAACCACAUGACCCCGCCCAAUGUCUCCAUUGGCGCGGCUGCCUCGGUGGCCAGCAGCGUCUAUGGGGCCUCCCUUCAUCAAGAGCCGCCCCCUGUCUACACCAACCUGACCAGCUACAACCCCAGCACUAUGACCACCUCCUCCAGCUACCCCACUGCCAACCUCAGCUACCUGCCCCAGACCCACGCCUAUGGGGGUCACUCCUUGGCCACUUCCCUCCCAUCCAGGGUGCAGGUGUUCAAGGAAGAGCCUCAGACUGUGCCAGAUGUCCAGUCGCCCCCUGUGUCUCCCAUCAACAUGGAAGAUCAGGAGAGGAUCAAGGUGGAAAGGAAGCGGCUGAGAAACCGGCUGGCGGCUACCAAGUGCCGGAAGAGGAAGCUGGAAAGGAUAGCCCGGCUGGAGGACAAAGUCAAGACGCUGAAGACUGAGAACGCGGGACUGUCCAACACGGCUAGCGUCCUGAGAGAUCAGGUGGCCCAACUCAAGCAGAAAGUCAUGAAUCACGUGAACAAUGGUUGCCAGUUGCUUUUGACUGUUAAAAUGCAAUCCUUCUGAAACCCCCCCCUUCCCCCCCCAGCCCCAUCUUAUUUAAGAGACUUGCGUGUAACUGGUCUCUCUGUUGGAAAGUUUACAUGAACUUUAGCUGGACUUCUGUAAUGUUCUCAUGAGUCGGACCAACCUCUGCAUGCAACUUUGAAGAUGAUUCUCUGCCUCCUCCUGUUUGCUGAUGGUUGUAUUUUAUUUUAUUUUUUUUGGAUGGGAGGGGGUUGUAUUUUGCUCUCUGCUGGAUUCAGAAUAUUUGCAUAUUGCCUAAAAUUUAUGUGUAUGUUGUGUGAGUGUAUUUAAAAAUGGAACAAACCAACAAACUUGUUGCAUAGCUGGACAGUGCGGCAAGAGGUACUUUGGCGAGGAAACCAUGUAAUAAGAGAACUGUGUGUCUGAACUAAGGGGCCAGGACUUUCCUGAACUUAAAACAGAACAAACAAACAAAAUCUGAUACUUGACAUUGACAGAUAAGAGAAACUGAUUGCCACACCAUAGAACUGCCUCGCCCAUGAAAGGAAAUAUGGCUUAUUUACUUUACUUUUUUUUUUGUGGUGUUUUUUUUUUUAAACAAGUCCUUGAAUUUGUUUUUGUUUUUAAAAAGCUGAUUGUA
Dermochelys coriacea (leatherback sea turtle) is the source of this 2024-nucleotide messenger RNA. It is a transcript of the gene JUNB, whose product is annotated as JunB proto-oncogene, AP-1 transcription factor subunit. The transcript has a single exon. Gene Ontology annotation, cellular component: transcription regulator complex. The record is from RefSeq and is a predicted model, not a curated record. NCBI's taxonomy places the organism in Eukaryota, Metazoa, Chordata, Testudines, Dermochelyidae. Gene Ontology annotation, molecular function: RNA polymerase II cis-regulatory region sequence-specific DNA binding; DNA-binding transcription factor activity, RNA polymerase II-specific; transcription factor binding. Gene Ontology annotation, biological process: regulation of cell cycle; regulation of cell population proliferation; regulation of transcription by RNA polymerase II. Bases 464 to 1423 code for a protein of 319 amino acids.